This is a messenger RNA of Rotaria sordida, 744 nucleotides long. The record is from the annotation of a GenBank genome assembly. NCBI's taxonomy places the organism in Eukaryota, Metazoa, Rotifera, Eurotatoria, Philodinida, Philodinidae.
AUGGUCUUAUCAAAAUUUUUAUCAAACCAAAAUCCAAAAAUAAAUGAACAGUUAAAUCAAAAUACAGCAAUUCAUAUUGGUAUUAUUUGUGAUGGAUGUCAAGGUCCUGUUAUUGGUAAUCGUUACAAAUGUAUGGAAUGUAUAGAUUAUGAUCUUUGUCAAACAUGUUCGAAUAAAAAUCUUCAUUCUGAAUAUAAUAUGUUGAAAUUAACACGAGUCUUUCAACAUCAUCGAUGUAAAUAUGGACAUCGUUUCUGGUAUCAUUUUAUGCGACAACAAAAUAGAUCUUUUAAUCUUUAUAUUCCAUGUGAUAUAAAUAAUUUUCUUAAUCAUUUUAAAGGGAAAGAAUUAUUUGAAUUAAUCGAAAGUUAUAUACCAGAAUAUUUACGUACAGAAAAAUUAAAUGAAAUAUUAAAUCAAUUUAAAACUAGUGAACAACCUGAUAAAUCUAUCAAUGAAACAAUUCUACUUGAAAAUAUUGGUGAAAUUCUUUCAUCAUUUGCUAUUAAUUGUGAUUAUUCUGUUAAUAAACAAACUGAUGAAGAAUCAAAAUCUCAAAAGAAAAAUGAAGAAUCAAGAACAACAAUUAAUACUAGUACAGAAUCUAAACCAACUGUUCCAUCUUUAAGUAAUUUAUUUCAACAAUUUCAAACAAUAUUUGCUCCAAUAUUUCAAUAUUUGACAACAACAAAAACUGUUUCGCCAGAAGAAGAUCAACAAGCUCAAGAUCAAAAAAAGGAUUGA